AUGCACAGUGUAGCACGUGCAACGGCGAAAGAUCUUUCUCUUCCUUUCCGAGUGACAAACGCCUACGCCCACCAACAUUUUAUGAGUUCCAGCUACUUGUCACUUAAGAACCUACAAGAAAGUUUGGAAGUCUACAUAGAGACGUUUAAGGAUCAUGACAACCGCGAAGAUUUUGGGUACAAGUUGUGCGGUCAAGAUUUUGUUCUUGAUUUGAUAGGUAUUCUCGACCUAUUGUGGCCCCUCGUCGUGCUGAUGUUGCAGUCUCAGGCCAACUGGUGUCCAGGUUGGAAACUGUGCCGUUACGUCCCGUUGGUGAAAGCCGAGAUGAAGAAAUUCAUUGGCGAGUUGCGCAAAGAUGUUCCCGAUGCUGCCAUCUGUCCCCGAUUGCACAAGCGAAUCAGUGAAAUCAAGCGGUUACGAUACGGCAAUAGUGAAUUAGUUUUAGGUUGGUUCGUGACCGAAGAAGGUGAAGACGGAAUGCCAGUUGAUUGGGAGGCACGAGAACCGGAUGACUGCUUGUCGGAUUUGAGGGAUCUGGCAGAAGAUAUUAUUGGCGAGCUUCAGCAGCGUUUUGAAAAUAGCUAUGCAGAACUCAACAAGACCCUUCACAAAUGCUUAGAUUUUGGAAAUCUUUUUACGGCAUUGUGUGGAACAAGAGUUGAUGGGAAAAUACCUGUGGAUAACAGGAUAUUUUCGGAACAUGGAGCAGCAGAGUUUCGCCGAUGUGUCACAUUUGUAUCCCAGAUGCCGCAUGUUCGAAAGCAAAAUAUGGAGUUGGGAGGUGAGCUUUCUGCAAUGGUCUUUUGGCGACUGAAAAAAGUGUUGAUCGAAGUUGUCUGGGGGAAAAUGUUUCAUUCGCAUUUUUGGAAUUUUUUCAAGAAGAUUUCAAGCACGUCACCUGAUGGGACAGAUAUUUUGGAAAUCCAUAAUCUUCCUCAAGAGGUCGUGGUCGAAGAAUUCGAAGUAUCGGUCCCAAAGAAAUUCACAUUGUCAGAAGUCUUCCAUCUAGAAUUAAGCAAUGGAGAAACAAUGGAAGUUCUUUUUCAGGAGGAAAAUGUCAUCACAGCAUUGUACUGCGAUUCCUCAUUUUACUCUGUCAUUGGCCCAAAGUUUUGCCUUGUUUUUGACAUCAUGUACGCAAAGACAGGUACUGAAGCCGUUGCAGAAUCGUUUUACCGUGUUAUAGAGAAGCAAGAAAUGGAUGGUGGACAGAGUCACGAGGUUCUUGUCAAUCGUUCCAAGGUUGAUUGGUCUCUUCCACCAGUGAUUCAAUGUGAACCGGCUCUCACCGAAAUGGCGAGACUUUACAUAGAUGGUGACAAGGCCAGAGGUCUCAAGCGACACCACGUGCCAGUUUACAAGGACAAGAGAUCAUGGAGAAAAAGUGAAGAUGAUCUGUCCAAAGUGGUAAGAAGAAUUGUAAACGUGCCCGUAAAAUUUCCUUUCCUUCUGUAA
Paramuricea clavata is the source of this 1455-nucleotide messenger RNA. NCBI's taxonomy places the organism in Eukaryota, Metazoa, Cnidaria, Anthozoa, Malacalcyonacea, Plexauridae. The record is from the annotation of a GenBank genome assembly.